Molecule: messenger RNA, 1723 nt
Organism: Ipomoea nil (Japanese morning glory)
Lineage: Eukaryota; Viridiplantae; Streptophyta; Magnoliopsida; Solanales; Convolvulaceae
Product: guanosine nucleotide diphosphate dissociation inhibitor At5g09550-like
Exons: 14
Coding region: 104-1450 (448 amino acids)
Biological process (GO): vesicle-mediated transport; protein transport; small GTPase-mediated signal transduction
Cellular component (GO): cytoplasm
Molecular function (GO): Rab GDP-dissociation inhibitor activity
Source: RefSeq, a predicted model, not a curated record
GUUUACAUUCAUCAUUUCUCAUUCCUCUUCUCACUACCUCUCUGCUCGAUCUCGCUCUGUAAUCUCUCUUAGCUCUGAGACUCUCGUUCGCCGCAUCACCAACAUGGAUGAAGAAUACGACGUCAUCGUUCUCGGCACCGGCCUCAAGGAAUGCAUCAUCAGCGGCCUUCUCUCCGUUGAUGGACUCAAGGUGCUACACAUGGACAAAAAUGACUAUUAUGGAGGGGAGUCCACUUCGCUUAAUCUAGUUCAGCUUUGGAAGCGGCUUAGAGGGACUGACAAGCCUCCAGAGAAUUUGGGUUUAAGUAAAGAGUACAAUGUUGAUAUGAUUCCAAAAUUCAUGAUGGCAAAUGGUGCUUUGGUCCGAGUGCUUAUCCAUACUAAAGUUACCAAAUACCUGAACUUCAAAGCAGUAGAUGGUAGUUUUGUUUACAACAAAGGAAAGGUCUACAAAGUCCCUGCAACUGAUGUUGAAGCACUGAAAUCCUCACUGAUGGGGUUGUUUGAGAAGCGUCGUGCCCGAAAGUUCUUUAUUUAUGUGCAAGAAUUUGAUGUGACGGACCCAAAGACUCAUCAUGGAAUGGACCUGACCAGCAUCACAGCUAAACAAUUUAUAGCGAAAUAUGAGCUUGAAGACAAUACGAUUGAUUUUAUUGGUCAUGCCCUGGCUCUCCAGACUGAUGAUAAGUAUUUGGAUCAACCUGCAAUUGAAUUUGUGAAGAAAGUCAAGCUAUAUGCAGAGUCUUUGGCUCGCUUUCAAGCAGGUUCUCCUUAUAUCUAUCCAAUGUAUGGACUCGGGGAAUUGCCUCAGGGAUUUGCACGUCUCAGUGCAGUUUAUGGUGGGACUUACAUGCUUAACAAGCCUGAGUGUAAGGUGGAGUUUGAUGAGAGUGGCAAAGCCUAUGGUGUGACCUCUGAAGGAGAAACAGCUAAAUGCAAGAAAGUUGUUUGUGAUCCAUCAUAUUUAACUGAUAAGGUCAAGAAGGUUGGGAAAGUUUCUCGUGCUAUCUGCAUAAUGAGCCAUCCUAUCCCCCACACACAUGACUCUCAUUCUGUUCAGGUUAUUUUGCCACAAAAACAACUUGGUCGCAAAUCAGACAUGUACUUAUUCUGCUGCUCCUAUUAUCACAACAUUGCCCCCAAAGGGAAGUAUAUAGCCUUUGUUUUGACAGAGGCCGAAACAGACAAUCCUGAAAAAGAACUAAAGCCGGGGGUUGACUUACUUGGACCUGUGGAUGAGAUAUUUUAUGAAACUUAUGACAGAUACGUACCCAUAAAUGACUCUGCUGCUGAUAAUUGCUUCAUAUCUGCUAGCUAUGAUGCUUCAACGCACUUUGAGAGCACAGUAAAGGAUGUGCUAGCCAUGUAUACCAAAAUCACUGGCAAGGCUGUUGAUUUGUCUGUGGACCUGAGUGCUGCAAGUGCGGGUGGUGAUGAUGAAGAUCAAUAGAUUUAUUUUCCUAAGUGCUGCAUGGCAUCAGUUUUAGCCAAGCUAGAAAUUAAAUCAAAUGGCUUUUCAUUUCAGGUGUCAGCCAAAUUCUUUGCAAGUAAGCAUAAUCAAAACGAAGUUCCACUUAGCUGGCUUCAAUAGAAAUGAAGAAUGCUAGUGCAGUAGUUUCUGGUUAUGUUGUAGUUAGGUCUUGCAAUUCAUGUUCCCAUUGUUUAUCUCAGACUUUAAUUUGCUUUUCCUUUCCUGUUAAAUGCAAUGCAUCCAUUCAUUUCA